GGUUGACGCACCUAAAGAGACGGUACAGACGCGAAAUUUACUGUUUCUAAGUAUUUUUUCUUAAAAAAUGUAUUUGAAAAUGCCAAAAAAGCGUGUUAUAAGUUGAGGCAAGAUGUUAACGAUGCCACCGCGAAAGCCGCUGAGACUUAGUGAAAGACGGGGUAUAUUGAGGCGUGAGUGUGAUUCGAUAGAUCUCGAUUCGUUGGAGGAAGAAGAGGUAGAUAACGAAGAAACAAGAAAUGGAAUGGUCCAGACGAAUCACCUAACUUUGUCAGUUCCAAAUCAAGUACUAGAGAACGCCUCCACUGUGAAACAUCUUAAUUUAAACAAUCUUUGUAAAAAUCAAGAUGAAAACAUCGGGAACUGUUUCGUUGAUGAGAUUGUGUUGCCAGGGGAAUCGCUGGAAAGUUUUGCAGAGUUGCGGGUGUUGAGCUUGAGAUCUAACGGUAUCCAGAAUUUUCCAAACAGCGUGUUGCAAUUGACCACCUUGGUUACUCUGGAUAUUUCUGAUAAUUCUUUGCUUACCCUGCCGCCGGAGAUUAGCAAAUUAUACAACUUGAAAGAAUUAAUUCUUGACCAGAACCUUCUCAGCGUUCUGCCCUCAACCUUAUGGGACCUAAAAUUUCUUACAACCUUAAGGGUGGCUUCCAAUCGUUUGGCUUUACCCCCUGACAAAUCUAAAGAGAACCCAGAGAUGAGAGCUCUUAUAUUAGCGGAAUCCGAACUAAAUCCAGAGAAUCGACGAAAUUCAAAUUCCAAAAACUCAAACGGUCUUACAACGUUAAAUUUGAGAGCAAAUAGACUUAAAGGACAUAUUAUUUUAGGCAACUAUACCAGUUUGACACAAUUAGAUAUAAGCGAAAAUAGUAUAGAGAUUUUAGAUUUAGGAUCAGUCGAGAAUCUUCAGGUGCUCCAGUGUUCUAGAAACAAUUUAAGUCAGCUAACUCUAUAUGGCAAGCAUUUGGUGUCUGUAAUUGCAGGAAAUAACAGAUUAAAGUCCUUCACUACGAGUCAACCACCUCUUCACCUAUCUCAUUUUGACAUCUCCUACAAUGACCUGGAAUCCUUGCCCGAUUGGUUGUCAGGUUGCAGCGAGCUUCGGUCACUAUUCGCAAGCAAUAACGCCCUUACAUCGUUGCCAGAUCAUUUAUUUUGUAACGAAAUGCCAUUUCUACAAACGGUCCAGCUGGCCUACAAUCAGCUUCAAAGCUUGCCCAUGAUUCAGCGCCGAUUGCCUAUCAGAGAACUCUUUUUGCAAAACAACAGUUUGUCAAGUUUGCCGGAAAACUUUUUUAAGUUCGUCAGUACUAUUAAAGUUUUGAACUUGUCGAAUAACAGGCUGGUGGAUUUGCCUAAGCCCGAGGAUGUUUUAGUUUUGGAAAAGUUGCUUCUGACAGCUAAUUGUUUGAUUGAUAAAUCUCUGGAUAAGAUGACACCAUAUUUGAGAAAUAUUAAGACGCUUCAUGUUGCUUAUAACAAUCUAACCUCGUUACCAGAAGCUUGUCCAAAUUACUGGACAGAAUUAGAAGAACUAGUCGUAUCAGGAAAUAAAAUAUUACAAAUACCCCAGCAUAUCGACCAGCUGAAGCAUUUAACAGUACUUCGGGUACAUUCAAAUCUUUUGCAAAGCAUUCCGAAACUAUCUAAGUUAUUGAAGUUGAGAGUAUUAGAUCUGGCUCACAAUCAGCUUGACAGAGUUGAUUUGACGUCAUUAAUACCUCCCAAUUUAAAAUUUUUGGAUCUUUCUUGCAACACCAAGCUGUACGUUGAUUGCCAUCAGUUUAAUACCUACAGAACCCAAAGACCUAUGUCCUUGGUAGAUGUUAGUGGUAAAAAUAGGACUAGUUUACCUCUGUCUCCAGCACCGUUUUGUGAGAGUGAUUUGACUGAUUACAGUUGGUCGGUUGGUUUUUCGGAAACAUCCGGAACAAAAUCCAAACUGCACAUUACUCAAAUCAGGUUACCUGCUUUUUGUAAUACCGAAGCAUUGUUUGGACUAUUCGAUGGUGAAAAUAAUAAUGACAAUCCUGUAGGGGUAGAUAAAGUUUUACCUAGGAUACUUUUGGAAGAAAGGACUGUAAAGGAAACAGCGCACGAUUAUAUGAAGUAUACUAUGCUGUCGACAUAUCGAAAUUUAAAAUCAAAAGGAUUAAAACAAGGUUUAAACGCCAUAAUAGUCCACGUUCUCAAAGCCAAACCUAGCAGCGAAGACUUCAACGGUUUCUCCGACAACUUCAAGAAAUACGUCAUGAAAAUCGCUUCCAUAGGAGACAUUAGAAUAGUUUUAGGAAAAUCUUCGGGACCGGUAAGAUUACUGCCCGUGAAAAUGAGGAAACAGAUCAGAACCAACCCCACGUUGCAACUAACGGUACCUGACCCCGACGUAACGGAGAUCUACUUGGAUGAACAAGACGAAUACAUGAUCAUAGCGAACAAGAAUUUGUGGGAUGUUAUAACACCCGAAAAUGCCAUAAGAGAAGUCAGUUUGCAAAGGAACGUUAUUUUGGCAGCGAAGAGGUUGCAGGAUCUCGCGCAAAGUUAUGGUGCUGAAGAAAACUUAAGCAUAAUCGUAGUUAAAUUCAAUCUGAUAGGCUCAGAUGUAGACCUAUUAAUGAGGGAACUAAGACAAACCAUUAGAAAGAACAAAUAUCGCAGUGACAGUACUAACUCCGUCUGCCAGCCGGGAUGCUGCUGUGAAACAUUAAACAACGAAUGCAUUAACUGUCUAGAGAAAAUCCCUAUACCUCCGCCUAUGAUGAUGGGUGACGAUAGGUUUCUUAGAUCGUCACCCAGUGGUCAAAGCGAGCAUUGUUGUAGCGAUUGUAACUCGUCUUCAAAAAUGUUCAUAAGUCAACUCACCAAGCAACCAGAAAACAGGAUAUUCAGAAGUGUGACGCCCAGUAUAUUUGAUACAGUUGAGGUAAAAGCCAGUCCAGAAAGACGCAGUUAUAGAGGAGUAGCAAAAGCUUUAAAACAACGUAGAGAAGAAGAAAGAAAUAAAGAAGUCGAUUCUGAUUCAGCUCUAUCGGAAGAACAGUUCAAAUGUUGGGAAUAUAUGCUAGAGCAGAAUACACAAAUGAUUUUCGAUAAGGAAUUGAAUAAUUUAAAUAAAGGUAAAAGAAGCAAGUCACCUUUUAGCAUAAAGACGCCAAGUUUAAGUAGAAGCAAUCCUCAUCUUUCAACUAUAUCGGAUAAUAACAACAACCCACCUACAGGUCAUUUCCUGUCAAAACAGUUCGGCAGCUCACGUUCGUUUAAUCCAGCCCUGGCAAAAUCGAACAGUCGCUUGGCUUUGGACAACAGAAAGCAGUUGAUGGGUGGUCCAAACGCAGCCUAUUUCGGCAGUUUGCAACGGUUGAUGCCUUACAAUUUGGAGUACGAUUUUGCUCUGAUGCACGAAAGGGGCCUAGUUGAUUCUAUGGAUCUGGAUAGGAUGCAGCAAUAUUGGGGAGUAGCAACCACAGAGUUAUAGUAUCUAAUAGUACACUAAGUUAUAGUAAUAGUUUUUUGUAUUGAAAUUGUACAGUAAUAUAAAAAAUGUACAAUGUUGGAUGAUACUUUACCAAACUUUUUUUCUGAACUAAUUGUUUAUAUUUUCACAGAAAAUGAAACUCAUUUAAUUAGAGCUUUUAUUUGUUUGAAACUGGUAGUCAAAAUGGUAGGAAUUAGUAGAACUUUUAAGUUAUAUUUAAAAAGCUGUAUUAUAUAUAACUACCAUAGGAAUGAAAAAAAAAACGGCGUCAAAAAUGGCUGGGGAAUGAAAAUCGAUGAUAAUUCUGGCGAGGUCAAGCCCUAAACGUCAUUUCUUGGUCAGUAUCCUUCUUUAUUUCUUAACGGUUCUUUCUUAAUUAGUAAAUUUAUUUUUAUAUUAAUAAAAAGUUUGUUAAAUGGUGUUUAAAAUUAGAGAAUUUUUUUUUAAUC
Molecule: messenger RNA, 3921 nt
Organism: Sitophilus oryzae (rice weevil)
Lineage: Eukaryota; Metazoa; Arthropoda; Insecta; Coleoptera; Curculionidae
Gene: Phlpp
Product: protein phosphatase PHLPP-like protein
Exons: 16
Coding region: 113-3472 (1119 amino acids)
Molecular function (GO): receptor serine/threonine kinase binding
Source: RefSeq, a predicted model, not a curated record